Molecule: messenger RNA, 1426 nt
Organism: Pieris rapae (cabbage white)
Lineage: Eukaryota; Metazoa; Arthropoda; Insecta; Lepidoptera; Pieridae
Exons: 3
Coding region: 272-877 (201 amino acids)
Source: RefSeq, a predicted model, not a curated record
UUUCACAUUAUUGACCUAAGUUUAAUAAAGCUUUAUGCCUCGUCCUCACGCUUGGCGUUCGCCGCAAACUUCAAACCUCUACAAACGCUUGGCAAACUUUGGUAAGACAAACGUCGUUAUCCACACGUUUGCGAGCUUGUUAGUGUGUUCAGGAGACACAAGCAUGAUGGACGUCGAGGUAUUAUCUGCCAUAACGUUUAGCUUAACUUAUUUUUAUUAUUAAAAAAGCAAAUUGAAAAGAAAGCGAAAAGUUCAACAAAGAAGAUGGUGGAUGAUAAAAAUUCAUAGAAACCGCACUAGAAAAUUUAUUGAAGAAAAAUUCAAUGAUCUCCUUCUUGAACCCUCUGGACAAUUUGAUAACUUCUGCCGGAUGACUUACACUGAUUUUGAAUUAUUGCUAAGCAGAAUUUCCCCUAUCAUUUCAAAGAAAGAUACUGACUUCAGAGAAGCUAUACCAGCGAAAUAUCGUCUUGCAAUAACUUUAAGAUUUUUAGCAUCUGGUGAUAGUUACAAAAGUUUACACUACUUGUUUAAAGUUUCUGUUCAAAUAAUAUCAAAAAUCAUACCUGAAGUUUGCAGAGCUAUUAAUAAAGUUCUAAAUGAUGAAAUUAAGUUGCCCUUAACAGCAAUAGGCUGGAUCGCUAUAGAGAGAGGAUUCAGAAGUAAAUUCCCUCAUUGCGUGGGUUCACUGGAUGGAAAACAUAUAGUUAUUGAAAGCCCACCUCACAGUGUAACUGAAUAUUAUAACAAUAAAAAAACAUUUAGCAUAGUUCUCCUAGCAUUACUUGAUAGCAAUUAUAAAUUUAUUUUUGUAGACAUAGGAAGUCAAGGGAGAAUCAGUGACGGUGGAGUUUUCAACAAUUCAUUACUAUGGUAGAGAUUUGCAGGAAUGAAAUUAAUUUUCCUUCACCAUGCCCACUCCCCGGGUCAAAUACGAUGUACUAAGUACACACGUCAUGAAGCCCUAUCCAGGCAAUCAUGAUAUCGGUUCACCAAAAAGAAAAUUCAAUCAGUGUUUAUCUAGAUGACGGGUUGUGGUCGAAAACACCUUUGGAAUUUUAGCUUCUGUAUUUAGAAUUUUUCGAAGACCUAUCAAUUUAGAUAAAGACGUUGUGAUAGAACUUACGAUGACCUUUGUACUAUUACAUAAUUUUCAUAGAAAUAGUAAAAGUUCUUCAGAUAGAUAUAGACCACCCGGAUUAUUAGAUGUAUAUGAUGACAAUGGAAAUCUGCUGAGACCUGGUGCAUGGCGCAAUUACAUAAACGAAUAUAAUGUAAUACAAAAUUUACCGCAAUUACCUAGAAGGUCACCAUUAAAUGCCAUUAAUGUAAGGGAAGAAUUUACUUCGUAUUUUUGCAGAAGUACGAAUACUUAAGGUCUAAAUAUUUUUUUCAUUUUAAUAACGAUGUGAGUUACUGAUUGCAU